Messenger RNA from Aureobasidium uvarum, 507 nucleotides. The record is from the annotation of a GenBank genome assembly. Lineage: Eukaryota; Fungi; Ascomycota; Dothideomycetes; Dothideales; Saccotheciaceae.
AUGAGAUUCAUCCAGUUCGUUAUCGCUGCGCUUUCCGGUGCUAGUGCUGCCAUCGCAAGACCCGCUUGCAACGCUGACAACUGUGCACGCGCUGUCACCGGCACUGCAGCCCAGCCAGCCCUCAGCGUACGCCAGAGCGGUUGCUCCAGCUACCAAACUGCCACGACCUACCCUGCCGCUGAGACUGUUACCUACUACAACUACUACUUCGGAGACUCGACUGUCUUCCCCGCUGGCCCGACCGAAACUCUUGUCCAACAAACCAUGGUCCCAGCUUAUGCAUCCAAACCAUGCGGAUCUGCUGCAUCUCGUUAUGCAUCCGCUUGUUCCUGUGCCGGCAUCACCGCGACCACCGUUACCGCUGCUGUCGAGACCGUCAAGGUCUACACCUCCGCCCCAGACCCAUCCUCCGAAUGUCACAGCGGCGAUCGCCAGGGAUGUGCUGGCGAGGCUUGCGUCUAUGCUGGUGCCUUCUGCACGAUGAACCAGUGUGUGCAGAAGCAGUAG